GGUUUGCUCCGCCCUGCGCCGUAGCCACACUCUGGGCCUACCCUUCCCAGCAGCCCCUGCAGGCAGGCGGCCGGAGAUGCAGGCAGCGCGCGGAGCCAUGGCCAACUUCCGCCUGGCACUUAUUCAGCUCCAUGUAUCUGCUGUCAAAUCGGACAACCUCCAGCGAGCCUGUGGGCUGGUAAGGGAAGCAUCCGCCAAAGGAGCAAAAGUUGUGGCUCUGCCUGAAUGCUUUAAUUCUCCGUAUGGAACCCAAUACUUCAAGGAAUACGCAGAGAAGAUCCCUGGAGAAUCGACACAGAAGCUCUCAGAAGUUGCAAAGGAGUGCAGCAUAUAUCUUGUCGGAGGAUCCAUUCCAGAAGAGGAUGGUGGAAAGCUGUACAAUACAUGUAUCGUCUUUGGUCCGGAUGGUGCUAUAUUGGCAAAGCACAGGAAGAUUCAUUUGUUUGACAUUAAUAUUCCUGGGAAGAUGCAGUUCAAGGAGUCUGAAACGCUGAGUCCAGGGGAUAGUUUCUCCGUGUUUGAUACUCCGUACUGUAAAGUGGGCCUGGGCAUCUGCUAUGACAUCAGAUUUGCUGAGCUGGCUCAAAUCUAUGGACAGAAAGGUUGUCAGCUGCUGAUAUAUCCAGGGGCUUUUAAUAUGACAACGGGACCUGCUCAUUGGGAAUUGCUACAAAGGGGACGAGCUGUCGAUAAUCAAGUCUACGUAGCUACUGUAUCUCCUGCUAGAGAUGAAAAAGCAUCCUACAUUGCCUGGGGACACAGCUCUGUAGUAAAUCCAUGGGGUGAAGUCAUAGCCAAAGCUGGGGCUGAGGAAACAGUUAUCUACACAGAUAUCGAUCUGAAGAAACUUGCAGAAAUCCGUCAACAAAUUCCUAUUUUAAGCCAGAAGCGUUAUGAUCUCUAUGGCAUAGAGAUGAAAAAGUGAAGCUGGGUGAACAGGAAAGGUUCUAGUGGCACAGCAGCUGCUGCUUCCAUCUUCAGGAUUCCCUUCCUGGUUGCUCCACAGGCUACUGUGAUAAUUAAUUAGGAACAGAAUGACUUAUUGGUAUAAUUCUGAAACUGAUUCAAGCACAACUUUAUUUUACAGUUCUAAACAGCUACGAUAAAGCUGGAGGUGAAAUCAACUCAGUCAUCUUUUUAGUCAUAACUGUAUUAAGAUACUUUUGUUUGUUUUGCUUUUAAGUUUCGGAGGCUUUUUUUGUAGGAUGGAGAGAGGUGGGAACAAUGUUCUCUCUGAAAAUCCUCUGAAGUCAGCUUUAGUAUUAUGAACUUUUCACUGAAUUAUCAGAUGCUCUAGAAAUAUGACUCUUUCACAUCUAUACAUAAACAACUCUGAGUUUCUUAAACGCCCAACUUCAAACCGGGCAAGCUUAAAGUUUAACAUACUAACCAAAAUAGGCCAAGUUCUGCUCUGAACUACUUAAUGUUAAGAAGCAGUCAAACAGAAUUAUUACUAUACGAGAAUCUGUAGCAGAAUAUCUGUAUUAGAUUCUUCAUACAAUUCCUGCUUAUUGCUGAAGCGAUGUUACUGUUUUGUUAAAGCAAUUCAUGUGUCACCACACCUUUGCUCUGUUUCCGCUUCCUGAAUGUAAUGUCUGAAUUGGCUUUAGUUUUGAUCUCUAGUUGUCUUCUACUGAAAAGGCUGAGGGGAGUCAAUCGUAAAGGGUUAGAAAACUUGUUGUAAUAAUUAAGCUUUUCUGUCCAUAGUGUCACAGAAUGCGGGUACCUGUAUUGCUGAACAUCUACAUGCAUUACUGCUACCAAAGGCCAGCUCCCUCCAGCUGCAUGGGACAUGUGCCCUACUGCAUUGCUCUUGCUGAAGAGACUAGAAAACUGAUGAAAGAUGGCUUUAAGGAGCUUUAUAAGAGAUUUUUUUCUUGGAAGGAAGGCACCUUAGUGGUUCAAUUUCUAAGGAAAAAGCCAAGAAUUUGCAAAUGGCAAUUAUUUUCCUUAAGUGGGAAGCAAAAAGAAGCACACGACUGUUCACCCUCUACCUCUGUGCUUUUAGUUUUCCACGACCAAAAAGGUGGAUCUACAGGCAAAAAGAGACUUCAGUUUGCAACAAAGGAGGACAGCUGAAAGCUUUUGUCUUGUUCUGUCUAGCCACUUUUGCCCCAAACCACCUUACCUGUUCCUUCUUCAGCCAUCCUUCAGCCAUCCUCCUUCUCCCGCAGCUGUCCUCUUUCUGAUGUUCCUUUGACUUCUCUGGGGUUAGUCAGCUGUGUUGUUCAGAGGCCCCAGCCACCUAUAGGGAAAUUAAUGGUUACAUUAAGUUAAACCCUAAGGAGUCUUUCCCCUAGAAGCCAGGUGCCAUCACUCCACUCAGUGGCAUUAUCUAUUCCAGCAGCCUUCUGUUCCUGUGCUUUCUCAGCAUUUUGGUAUACACACUGUAUUGGGACUCUUAAGAAACACGCCAUGGAGCGUAAUGUGAACUGAAAAAUUAUUUGUUGAAAAAUAAAUGUAGAAAAAUUAACAAUUUA
This is a messenger RNA of Numida meleagris (helmeted guineafowl), 2480 nucleotides long. It is a transcript of the gene NIT2, whose product is annotated as nitrilase family member 2. Gene Ontology annotation, biological process: oxaloacetate metabolic process; L-glutamine metabolic process. Gene Ontology annotation, cellular component: mitochondrion. Bases 77 to 925 code for a protein of 282 amino acids. Gene Ontology annotation, molecular function: omega-amidase activity. The record is from RefSeq and is a predicted model, not a curated record. The transcript is spliced from 10 exons. NCBI's taxonomy places the organism in Eukaryota, Metazoa, Chordata, Aves, Galliformes, Numididae.